Messenger RNA from Glycine soja, 754 nucleotides. RefSeq lists its product as uncharacterized. The transcript has a single exon. The record is from RefSeq and is a predicted model, not a curated record. Bases 59 to 484 code for a protein of 141 amino acids. Lineage: Eukaryota; Viridiplantae; Streptophyta; Magnoliopsida; Fabales; Fabaceae.
UUCGCUCAAGAACGUAACGUAGGUAUCCACCACUAUCCAAUUCGAAGGAAAAAGAAAAAUGAUGAAAAGAUGUGAAUUGGUGUUUGAAGCUUCAACAAGAGGAGGGUGUGAGGAGCACCCAUAUGAUAAGCAAUCACCAGGUGUUUGCUCCUCUUGCUUAAGGGAAAAGCUAUCUCAGCUAUACAACACAAACCCUAUUAUCGAUCCUCGUUGUUUUUCUUCUCCUUCUUCUCCUUCUUCGCCUCAUCAAUCUUUUUUUUCUUCGAAGCACGGUUCUUCCGGUCACCGGAGACCGCGCUUUCGGAGGAACGCUUCGCAAGCGGCGGAAUCUGCCUCGUGCAUGCUGAGCUUGAACUUGAAGAAGAGCAAGUCGCUGGCGUUUGCUUCGAGGAAUAGGGAGAGGGAUGUGAUGAUGAGUGGAAGGAAGAAAGAUGGGUUUUGGACAAAGGUGCUCAAACUCAAGAGAAAGGAUACACGGGCCUAAAGGGAAGGAAGAAACCGUGUUCAAUUUUUUUUUUCUUUUUCUUUCUUGUCCCAAAGGUGAUCAUGUUUAGCUGUAUCAUAAUUGAAGGAUGUUUCUGUUGUGGGUCGUUUCAGGAAUUUCAGAGUUCAUCUAAUUUGUAUUUCGAUUAUGAUAAUUAUGCAUCGUAUUAUUGUUUCACCCCCUCAAUGUUGAUUGGAUAAUUCUUGUAUUCUUUCUUUGGAAUGAACCAAUUAAUAAUAUGUGCAAAUAAAAUUGGAGUUUUUCUUUUUU